AUGGCUUGCUACAAGCAUCUUUAUGCAAAAAAACGGAAUUCCAUAGACAUUUUUCAGUUCUCUUCCUUUGUUCCUGAAACACUGGCUUCGGACAAUACGGCACACCUUUACCUGCUAUCAGCUCCCUUUGUAUCUCUGGGAGGACUUUCACCAUGUGAGAAAGUGCUAUCGAAGAUUCCAGCACCCGUGAAAACACGUUUCUUCCGCAAUCAAGCUGGACUCACCAAUCGCUGGCAAUUUCCAUUCAGCCUAACCUGUGACUUACUAGGAAUUUCACAAGCUAAUAAAGCUAAACAAACUGGCCUCCAUGAGAACUUGAUGAGAAUAAUGUCAGCUGAUACACCUGUGUCUCUGGAGGAAGAACAUGAGGACUGGAAGGCAGGUGCAGAACUUCUCAAAGAACCUAGUGGGCACUCUUUUUCAACUAUGCCUCCCAAAAUCAAACACAGACCCAGGAUAUUCUCCCGCCAAGGAUCUCCCAAUGAGAUGCUUUUUUCUUUUACACAGAAGAUCACAGAAGGCAUGGAACCAGAUGUAACCUUGGACUGUUUGGGCUAUGAAUGGGAACUUCAUCGAAUGUAUUUAUUUAAAUCCUAUGUCCUUUCACAACUUCUUGCUGAAGCAGUACAGAAUAGUGACUCCCCAAACUCAGAAAGCCCACCGAUGCCUAAGAAAGAAACCAAUUGUUAUAAACUAUGUCUACUAACUGAUCAUAAACCUGACAAAUUCCACAAACAGAAGGAAAAAUUGCCCAAAGUCACCAUUGUUUUGGAGAUCAGUGAUCAAGAUGUCACUCGGUUUGCCUUUGCUGUUGCACUCAAGAACUUGUACAAUUCUGAACCAGAAGUGAAUGAAGAAGAUGUUCUGGGAAUUCUGGCUGCAGCAGAAGUGUUACAGUUCCCUAGACUUUUCCAAAAGAGCAUCCAGGUCAUGAGAAGAAGCAUUUGCACAGCCAAUGUCUGUAGAUAUUAUACUGCAGGCUGCAAGUAUAAGCAACCUUCCUUGAUCACUGAUUGUGAAAGAUGGAUUGAGGUGAACCUUGUCCCACAGCUUGGUUCCCAGAUUUACCUGCGGAAUCUGCCAUUGGAGCUGCUACAGAAAGUGCUUAAAUCUCCAAGGUUGUUUACCAUCAAUGAAUUCUACCUCUUGAGAACUGUACUAUGCUGGGUCUUCCUGCAGCAAAAUCCCAAAAUUCAGAUAAUCCCAUUUUAUGAUACUGUCCUCACAUAUUUUAGCAGUUUACCCAAGAUAUGUGCCUUCUUGGAAAGGGAAGAAGGACAGCAAUACAUAGCUAUUUUUCAGUCUCUCCGUUUACAUGGCAUCACUUCAAGUAAACAUCUAGAGGAGCUAUGGGGAAUUAAUUUCUUUCCUUUGCCGUGGCUGACAAGGAUCUUGUCUGAUCACUACCAUGCACUAGAGAAUGGUGGUGACAUGGCCUUUCAGUCAGACUUUAACACUCAGUCAGUGAGAUUUGGUCUCGUGCUCACAAAGGAACCAAGAUAUCAUGCAGAAGUAAUUUCCAUUUAUGGAUUCUUCUUUGAGAUAAAAGCAAUAAAACAUGAUGCUUCAGCAUACAGUUUUUACAUGCAAAGAGUCAGACAUGCAGAUCCAAUUAUCUCUUACUUUACUUCUGAGCGCAGUCCUGUCAGUUUAAAGCAAGAACGGGAAAUUAAGUAUGAAAUAAAAGCACAGUGCCAAAUAGAUGGAAAGUGGGAAGAAUUCACCACUGAAAGGCUUACCCAAAGGUUUGGAGUUAAGAAGCCUUCUUCUAAAAGCAAGGUCUUGAAAGCAAGCAUACCAUCAGUUCCCAUCUAUGUGACAUUUUCCCUUCUUUUCCCAUCAUCCUAA
Candoia aspera is the source of this 1848-nucleotide messenger RNA. It is a transcript of the gene BTBD16, whose product is annotated as BTB domain containing 16. The record is from RefSeq and is a predicted model, not a curated record. The transcript has 17 exons. The coding region runs from base 1 to 1848 and encodes 615 amino acids. Lineage: Eukaryota; Metazoa; Chordata; Lepidosauria; Squamata; Candoiidae.